Chanos chanos (milkfish) is the source of this 2446-nucleotide messenger RNA. It is a transcript of the gene etfdh, whose product is annotated as electron transfer flavoprotein dehydrogenase. Gene Ontology annotation, biological process: electron transport chain. The record is from RefSeq and is a predicted model, not a curated record. Gene Ontology annotation, molecular function: electron-transferring-flavoprotein dehydrogenase activity; iron-sulfur cluster binding. NCBI's taxonomy places the organism in Eukaryota, Metazoa, Chordata, Actinopteri, Gonorynchiformes, Chanidae. The coding region runs from base 119 to 1981 and encodes 620 amino acids. Gene Ontology annotation, cellular component: mitochondrial inner membrane. The transcript has 13 exons.
AUUGACUAGCAAAAGCACUCAGUGCAAACUCCAGGAGCGUCUGGUCAGAUCAGCAGCUAUAUAUAUUGUGAGGCAGGAUUUGGUGGUUAGCGAGCGAGCUAACAGAGCUAUUCAUUCGAUGUUUCCAGCCAGCCGAUAUUCACUUCAAGCACGGCGUUGUAUACGUGCAUUGAAAGCAGUUCAAGGGGAGCAUGUGGCACCACAGGCGUAUACAACGUCUAGAUGUUGCUCCUCCGCCCCCGUAUCACGAAUCACAACACAUUACACGGUUUACCCCAGGGAUAAGGAUCCACGAUGGGAAGGCAUGGAGAUGGAGCGCUUUGCAGAUGAGGCAGACGUGGUCAUUGUAGGAGGUGGACCUGCUGGCCUGUCAGCAGCCAUCCGGUUGAAGCAGCUGGCGAAUGAACAUGAGAAGGAGUUGCGUGUGUGUCUGGUGGAGAAAGCGGCACAGAUCGGAGCACACACACUGUCGGGGGCCUGCCUUGAGCCCUCUGCCCUUAAUGAGCUUUUCCCAGACUGGAAAGAGAGAGGGGCCCCUCUUAACACACCAGUAACAGAAGACAAGUUUUCCAUUCUGACAGAGAAAUACCGCAUCCCUAUUCCAAUUUUACCAGGUCUUCCGAUGAAUAACCAUGGCAACUACAUAGUGCGUCUGGGCCACUUUGUGCGCUGGCUGGGGGAACAGGCUGAAGAACUGGGCGUGGAAAUCUACCCUGGUUAUGCUGCAGCAGAGGUGUUGUUUCAUGAGGACGGAAGCGCGAAAGGAAUUGCAACCAAUGACGUAGGCAUCGCCAAGGAUGGCUCACCAAAGGAUGUAUUUGAGAGAGGCAUGGAGCUCCACGCUAAAGUCACUCUGUUUGGAGAGGGUUGUCAUGGACACCUGGCCAAACAGCUCUACAAACACUUCAACCUGAGGGAGAACUGUGAACCUCAGACCUACGCCAUCGGCCUAAAAGAGCUUUGGGUGAUCGAUGAGAAGAAGUGGCGUCCAGGUCGUGUGGAGCACUCUGUGGGUUGGCCACUCAAUAGGCAUACUUACGGUGGCUCAUUUCUCUACCACCUGAACGAGGGAGAGCCGCUGGUCGCCCUUGGCUUUGUGGUGGGUUUGGACUACACUAACCCAUACCUCAGCCCAUUUAGGGAGUUUCAGCGUUGGAAGCAUCAUCCUUCUGUUGCCUGUACUUUGGAGGGGGGCAACAGGAUAGCUUAUGGAGCCAGAGCACUCAAUGAGGGGGGCUUCCAGUCGUUGCCUAAGCUGACAUUUCCUGGUGGGAUGCUGAUAGGGUGCAGUCCAGGGUUCAUGAAUGUGCCCAAGAUCAAAGGUACACACACGGCCAUGAAGAGUGGCAUGCUGGCAGCUGAGGCCAUCUUCAAAAAAAUCACAGAUGACAACCUCGAUUCCCAGACAGCAGGAAUCCAUGUUCCCGAAUAUGAGGAAAACUUAAAGAAGUCCUGGAUCUGGAAAGAGCUAUAUUCUGUUAGGAACAUCAGACCAUCUUUCCAUAAUUACUUUGGUCUUUACGGAGGGAUGAUUUACACAGGAAUAUUCUACUGGAUCUUCAGAGGGAAAGAGCCAUGGACCCUGAAGCAUGCUGGCAUGGACUCAGCCCAGCUGAAACCAGCCAAGGAUUGCACUCCCAUUGAGUACCCAAAGCCAGACGGGAAGAUAAGCUUUGACCUGCUGUCCUCUGUGGCACUGAGCGGGACCAACCACGAACAUGACCAGCCUGCGCACCUCACGCUGAGGGACGACAGCGUUCCCGUGGCACGAAACCUGGCCAUCUACGACGGGCCCGAGCAGAGAUUCUGUCCCGCAGGUGUGUAUGAGUACGUUCCUCUGGAGUCAGGAGAUGGAAUGAGGCUGCAGAUCAAUGCUCAGAACUGUGUCCACUGCAAGACAUGCGACAUCAAAGACCCCAGUCAGAACAUCAACUGGGUCGUGCCUGAGGGCAGCGGAGGGCCAGCCUACAAUGGCAUGUGAUUUUUUUUUUUUUCCCCCUCUCCUGUUUUUUCCGGCAUAUCGUAGUGGCUUUUUUGUGCCUGGCACUUGGACUUUAACGAACACUAUUCAGGGCUAGUUGUUAACAAAAUUCCAAUGGACUGUACAAAAUUUCCCACGUGCCUAGAGAAAGGAACAGAAUGUUUCCAUAUCCAACCCGAUAUGGGCAUUAAGUGAAACUAUGACAAAGGGGCUUUGUGUGUUUACGUAUGUGAACUGUACGGUUUGAAAAGAAACUUCGACCGGUAUUAUAUGUUACGUAUUUGUAUGACCAUGAUUGUCUGACAAUUGUCAAAUGAGAGAAUCAGUGUUUCUGAGUGGACAGCAGGGAAAAACUGGGUGUUGAAUGAAGGUGGUUGUUGGAUUCAUGGCAUGACCUAAUGCAAGUACUGUUAGCAGCUUGUCGGGAAGAAUGUGUAUAUAAUAUGACUUAAUGAACCAGUUUGA